Messenger RNA from Cyphellophora attinorum, 5043 nucleotides. RefSeq lists its product as uncharacterized. The transcript is spliced from 6 exons. The record is from RefSeq and is a predicted model, not a curated record. NCBI's taxonomy places the organism in Eukaryota, Fungi, Ascomycota, Eurotiomycetes, Chaetothyriales, Cyphellophoraceae. Bases 1 to 5043 code for a protein of 1680 amino acids.
AUGGCGCUCGCAAACCCUGAGGAACCGCUGGAAGGCUUUGACGCAGAUGGCCGGCCUGAGUCCGCUGAUGUAGCGCGACAAGCCAUUGAUCGGAUCAGAUCAGAUCGUGGACAUAUUAGUGAUGUGGACGAACUGGAACUGACCAAGAAUAGCGUCAGGUGGCGGGAAACUUACCGAAAGCGACAGGAGAAAUAUCGUCGGGUGUAUGCUCGAUACACCAAGACAGUCGCCGAACAGCUAUACUCCUCGCGCUUUCGAUUUAUCCACGAGAUCAUCCAAAAUGCCGACGAUGCGAAAUUUGAACCUAGAGUGGUGCCUUCGAUCAAGUUCCGGAUCCAGGCUACAGAGCUGAUCAUUGAAUUGAACGAACGCGGCUUCACUCUCGAUAACGUUGAUGCCAUCUGCGACACCGGUAAGAGGUCUAAAGCCGGUGAUGCUGAGACCACUGGUGAGAAAGGACUUGGAUUCAAAUCUGUUUUCGCCGUUGCACAGACGGUCCGUAUUCGUUCAGGGCAUUGGUCGUUUCGUUUUGAGCAUCACAGGGGUCAGGAUGGCGUCGGAAUGAUUACACCUAUCUGGACACCAUUCGAGAAUGAGAGCGAGGGACUCCAUGGACGAAAUGGAACCCGAUACAGCCUCACUUACGCAGACACACGCGAGCCAUUUGUCAAACUCCUGAUCGCAGAGUUCGAGAAGCUCCCCAAGACCAUCGUAUACGCCUUACGCCAGCUCGAGCGGCUGGAAAUUGUGAUCGAAGAUGUCGCUGGCCGCAACGAUUUUCUCGUGCUCACCCGAUCAGGACGACUAAACGACGAAGUGAUCCAGAUCAAGAGCAGCCUCAGCGGAAGUUUCGGCGAACACCUUUCGCACGUCGCCGUUUUCCAAAACUUUCGGAAGACGAUCUCAAACCUGCCCACGGAUGAAUUGCGCCCUUGCGGCCAGUCCGAUAUCAACAUUGCCUUCGAAACCGACCGCGAUGGAAAGCCUGUAAUUCCUGCAAGAGGCCAGCACGUGUUCGCUUACUUGCCUGUUCAGCGGCUGCUGCAGCUUCCAUUCAUGAUCCAAGCAAACUUUGUGCUCGCAGCUAGUCGAGAAGCAGUCCCGGACAGCGAGUGGAAUCGAGCACUACUUACCGGCGUGUCCAAGCUCUAUGUCGAAGCCAUACAGCGCUUCUGUGCUACUCGACACCGUCUUGCAUUUGAGUGGAUGCAGUACUGGCCCCAUCAGAACAUGGAAGGCAUUUGGGACUGUCUCAGGCCUGAAAUGCAAAACGUGCUGGUCUCGGCGCCCGUGUUAUACACUCGCAGCAAUCGCCUGGCAUCCAUUGCGCAUUUGAGAUCCUUGCCCGAGUGGUUCCUCCAUGACGGCAGCCCCUUAGUGCCGGACACGGUUGCAGACGUGUACCUUGCGAAAGAUUACACAAAGGCAGCCGUCAAAACCUUGCAUUCGCUAGGACUAGUGCAAUUGAGCUACGACAUGAUCCUCGAACGUAUCAAAGCUGCUCUGGUCUCAAUGCAGCAGAAACCACUGGACGAUGCCUGGCAUGAUACGUUUGUUGAAGUCGUGAGAACACUAAGGCAGGGGCGGAUGUGCAAAUUGUCCGUUGACGCGAUGGACAUCAUUCCGCUCGAGGAUAACAGCUGGGUGGCCCCGAACUCCAUCACUCAGAAUAGGGUAUAUCUGCCACUCGUCGUCGACGAAGACGCUGUCAAGAUUCGACUUCCCAAAGGCCUCAAAUUCCGGAUUCUCCACCCUACCGCAGCAGCUGUUGGGGAACGAUUGACCUUUUACAAUAUGCUUGGAGUGUGUUCCUGCGAUCCCAAGAUUGCAUGCGGAAAGAUCAUCGACGCGCACAAUAAUGCUUCGAGGUCUGGCUGGCUAUCUGAUUGGCUGGGCGAUUUUGAGAUUUUAUUCUGGUUUGGGGAGCGUUUCGAGUAUCCGGUCCCCUCUUGGUCCGCCGCACACUCCUCGUACAAUUUGUUCGCGUACUGUUCUGACAACAAAGUUCGCAGGACUCGUCAGGUCCUCAUGCCGUCCGACAAGACCGGCGACGCCCAAAAUCUUCUCGCACGAACCUCGAAAGCUGACUAUGAGCAUCAAUAUGGGUUUCUCGACGGCGGUUAUAUGCUGUCACGCGUACGUGAUCAGAUCAGGCACCGUUGCGACUGGCAGUCGUGGCUGCGCCAAUGUGGGAUCAGGGCUUAUCCAACCCUUCUGGAUCUAGGGACAGAUGGCACCCUCAACAUGCUGCUGAAAUUUGCAGCCCGCGAUCAAAGUGAGGUAUUUCUUGAGAGUCUGAAAGAGCAUUGGCUGGACGACUAUCGCUUCGAGUAUCGCAAGGUUCUGCCACAGCUUCAGCAGCUUGCAGUCCAGUGCCAGAACGGCACAAGCUCGCCACUCAAGGACGGUGUCCUUCCGACCAAAGAACUCGUCCAAGUUGCCUCGUCGCUUGGAUUGUCUGACAGAAUGUCAUUCCUGAAAAUGUCUCAGCAAUCACAGGAUCCCAAUCCGUUGGACUGGGGAUGCCUGCAUGACAUCGGUGUGACCUGUAAACUCACAGAUGAGUUCUAUCUGAUUGCCCUACGACUACUGAGUGAUGGCAAUCUCCCCGGGGGGUUCGAUAUCACUGGGACGGCAACAACCAUAUAUGGAGGCAUUGGAGCUUCAGUCACGUUGGGAGAUAGUGCUAGGCUACAGGUGAGUCUAGCACGAAGAUCGUAUGCACAGCUAACCGAAGACAGCAACACUUCGCGAAGAGUCGUCUCGUGUACAACGGGUCAUCGUGGCAAACUCUUGAGAGGUGCGUCUGGGACGGAAUUGCCAUAUUUGUCUACACUGCAUAUGCUGGCCCCCAUAUACGGGCAGAAUGCAGGUGCAGCCGGAUUCUUCAAAACAAUUCUGAAGCUGCGGGAUGUGUCAUGUGACGAUCUGCUGCUAGAACUCUUGUCUCUGUCGCAGGCUACAGUAACCGAUCAGCAAGGUCUCUUGACUUCUCUGAAAAGAAUCUACAGCAAGCUUUCAGAUAUGAUGCAGCAGAACAAGGAAGCUAUGAGAAUCAUCAAGAAUGGGUUUGAUACACACCCUCGGAUCUGCGUCCGAGACCGUUGGUACAAAACGUCCGAAUGUUUGUGGAACUCGCCUGUCGACCUUCCCGGGAAGACCCCAUUGGAUGGCCUCUACCCGACGUUGAAGGACUUCUUUGUUGACGGUCUGAAAGUCCCGAUCAUGACACCAACAGUACUAGUCAAGCAGCUGAUAGAACUGGCCGAAGCUCAGAGGCCCGAUUCGAAUGUCGGCAAACGGCUCACUACAGCUUUGGGCCAAGUUCUGGGACGUGACGCAAGCACAAAGAUAGAUGCCACGACUUGGGACAAGUUGAAGCAAUCUGCAUUCUUAGCUGUACAUGUGCCGGGCCACGGAACGUGCUUGAAGUCGAUCAAGGACGAGUUCUGUAUCAAUGACCAUAAGAGAUAUGGUGAAGCUUUUCGCGAAAAAGCGAGAAUUCUCGACUUCGAAUACGAGGACAUGGGCUACAUCCAUCCACUACUACAGAAACUUGGCUUGACCAAGCGCUACUUGUCAACGGCUGUUCGCUUGGACACCAAGUUCAAUGGAGCUACCCUGAACGAUGACUUGACCAGACAGAUGAGAAGCCUAGCUUAUGCACUAUCAUGUUGCGCAAUCGCCCGCGACAGCCACAAGUAUUUCAAUCGGGAAACCGAAGUGCAUAAGUCGCUCCUCAAGGCUGAAGUGUGUGUUUGCUCAGAAAUCUACACGGAGCUGUCCCUUACACAAUCCGCCGGUGAGAUCACAGUGCGAAGCGACCGAGCUGUGGUAGAGUGCAAGAUCUCCAGUGGCGGUCUAUCGCUCUAUGUUCCUAGCGAUAGGAACGGCCUGCAGUCAUGCUAUGAGACAGAGAUGCCAGGGAAGAUUGCAAAUGAAGUGCUUGGCAUUGAAGACAGAGGAGCCUCCAAAAUAGUGUUACGCUUACUGAACGACCCGAGCAGAGACAUCGACGACAUCAUGCGCGAUGAGGACAUCCCUGACAUCGCUUGGAUCGAAAAGCCCUCAUCCCUUGUGCGGAGGCCGCUGACAGAGCGAACCCUUCCCACGACCACGAUCACGACGAGUCAGAGCAUGGUCGAGCCCGCCACUGGCACGAUGGUUGAGCAGCUCCCGUUCACGACUGCCAUCACCACCCAAACGGCUGUUGCGGUGAGGGAGACCACGACUUCAGCACAGGCGCCGCGAAGGCCAGUUGUGCUCGCCCAACCCAUGCCUAUCGUCACGAAUCUGGAAGUGGAAGCGCCUUGGCGUAGAGUUGCUCGAUCGGAGCAAUACAGGAAGAUUCUGGAAGAAGUCACGCGACAGGCUCGACGUCUUCCUCGCGACUCAGGAGCGGACCUAGGAAUCGGCGCCAUCAAUGAAGCUCUCGAGGACUUGAGCCUCUUUAUCGGCCAAUCUACAUUCGAGAACAACGCCCGAAUCGGUGCUGCUGGGGAGCUCUUCGUGUACGAGCGCCUCCGUAGCCUGAACAUCCAGAACUUUACCAUCGACAACUGGCAAAGCAGAAUCCGGCACCAUAUCAGAGACCACCCUGACUACCGGGACCUGGCUCCUUGGACAGGGCAAGAGGUCUCUGAUCUAAUGUAUACCGGCAACAGUUUUCAGCUCACGACCUUCCUCGUCAAAGCAUCCCAACCGCACGCCCAUCCUAAAUUCCUCAGUCAAUUUCUCGCAAGACCAGUCAAGUUCCAUCUGGAAGUCAAGACCACGCUCGGGCCAUGUACCACGCCUUUCUUCAUGAGCCAGAAUCAAUACCGUCUCAUGCGCGAAAAGGCAUGCGACCAAGAGUCCUGGGACACGCCAGAAGAGCUGUAUGUUGUGCUGAGGGUGUACAAUCUGCUCAGUAAGCAGAUUGGUGUCAGGGCGUAUGUCAAUCCGUGGCACUUGAAAGAUGGCGUCCUGGAGUUCGUCGCCGAUCCUUACAAGGUGUGCCCGCGACCGGAUGAGGACAUCGAUGGCCGUUUGAGGAUUCUCUAG